Messenger RNA from Scylla paramamosain (green mud crab), 5529 nucleotides. Its product is annotated as insulin-like growth factor-binding protein complex acid labile subunit. Gene Ontology annotation, molecular function: protein binding. The record is from RefSeq and is a predicted model, not a curated record. The transcript is spliced from 2 exons. Lineage: Eukaryota; Metazoa; Arthropoda; Malacostraca; Decapoda; Portunidae. The coding region runs from base 729 to 2843 and encodes 704 amino acids. Gene Ontology annotation, cellular component: extracellular matrix.
CGAAUUAUUAAUAUCUAGAGGGAGAUCUGGGGCAAUCCUGUGAGAGCAAACGUAGCCGGAAGCGCGUUGCGUCUGCCUCCCGAGGGACAUGGACUCACGCUCCCCUUAGGACUAAGGGAAGGCCCCCAGGCGUACCCGCCUGACCCUCCCUGGGAUAGACAGAAGCCCACGACGAGCACCCUGACGCUCGCCUUCCCUCGCCUGCUCGCCACCUUCCUCAAUGGGUCAGUUUCCCCGCAGAGGCGAACGAGUGCGGACGUCCCAACGUGACGCUCCCGGCCUCUCGCUCCUUCCCUCCCUCCUCGGUCCCGCUGUGGUGCGAGUCUUGGCAGGAAGGAAGUUAUAAUCCCAUCGGGUGUCGUAAAAGAUUGUCGUGUCUCAGGGAUGUGAAACUUGACCCCUGAAGUGUUUCUGUCUGGCAGUGAUUCAUUCCUCGGUACUGGAGAGGAGAUGACAAGUAGUGAUCGUGACAGAGUCCUGUAGUGGGUAAGACUGUAAUCAGAACUUCCUCCAGACUCAUUGUUGGAUGAGACUUCUGUGUUCAUGACUCCUGGUAGCGAGGGUCUUCUGUAGUGCACCUCGACAUAGUUAACAACCUCUAAGUGAAAAGGCGUGUGUUAGUUUGGUGUGUGCGCGUGUGUCGUGGUGGUGAGCUGACAGUACCGUCGUGCCUUGGAUGGAGAUGGUGAGAAUCAGAUAGCCGGAAAGUGACCACCGCAACAGCCGUUAUGAGGACCAAAGUUACGAUGCCGCUCAUCCCAGUGUUCCUGUGGGUGAUGUUGGGUGUAAGUUGGGCGUGCCCGCACAAGUGUCGCUGUUCCCUGGACGAACGAGGGCGGCGUGGCGUGCGAUGUGAGGAGGGCGGCAUGGGCGACCCACUGCCCGUGAUGAGCCUCCGCUCAGACACCGAGGUGCUGGUGAUCUCCGCACCGCCCAGCCGCCCCAACAGGUUCACGCUGGGCCCCAUUUUCAAGAGGCUUCGGCAGCUGGAAGAGGUGCACAUCACACACUCCAAGAUCCCUGCUCUAGGAGCCCACUCCUUCUGGGGCCUUCAGCGUCUCCACGUCCUUAACUUUACCCAUAACCACAUCUCCGCCCUCAUGGAUACCAACUUCAAGGGCGCAGACUCACUCCAUCACCUAGAUCUGAGUUAUAACCGCAUCCAGUCAGUGCCGUCGGCAGUGUUCCGCCACGUGCGACACCUGCGGUCCCUGACGCUCGCCCACAACUUGGUGCCGGAACUCGUCUCUAGGAUCUUUUUUGGCCUCACGCGCUUGGAACGUCUUGACCUCAGCCAUAACCCGCUCGGUGACCUUCAGCCUGAAAGGUUCACCGACGUCCCGGAGGUGCGGCAGCUGUACUGCGCAGGAUGUAAGCUCACCUCCAUCAGCACUACACUCCUGCAGACGCUGCCGCUGCUGCAUGAACUUGACCUGCGGGACAACCGCCUCACACAAGUGCCUCUUGGGGUUGCCUCCACUGUUCUACUUCAUCUUGUCACGCUGCGCCUAGAUGGGAACCAUAUCUCGUUUGUGGAGCGAGGUGCCAUCUCGGGAUCGCCGCUCACUACCCUCAGCCUUGCCCACAACCGCAUCAACCGCAUGGAACCAGACGCCUUCACCAACGCCUCAUUAAAGCACCUCGACUUGUCUUACAACCGGCUAUCCCAGCUGGAGCCAAGUGCCCUCCACGCCAUCUUGCACAAGGUUCACGAUAUCCAGUUGUCUGGAAACUCUCUCCAGGUGGAACAGCUGCUCACUGUGUUGCCCAAGGCCCGCCAGCUGCGUCGCCUGGGACUCGGAGACAUGGGCUUAACCAACUUGCCGCCAGAACUUCUACGACACUCACGUCACCUCCAUCACCUCAAUUUGUCCGCCAAUUACCUCACCUCCUUCUCCACGGAAAUCAUGCAGAACGCCAAACACCUUCGUUCCCUCGACCUCUCACUAAACAACUUUAGAGGCAUGGACAGCGCCUUCUUUGAUACCGUGACGAGAGCGACCGAGCUGCGCACCCUCCGUCUGGAAGGCAACCCGUGGCAGUGUGACCAGUGCCACGCAGGUCCUCUACUGCGCUGGCUUCAGGACGCACCCGACCAAGAAUCUGGAUGCGCCGAACCUCGGGUGUGGACUUGUCUUAAAUGCAUUGGUCCCCAAGGAGUGGCGGGAGCGCAGCUGGCCCUGUUGCCACUUGGUGAUCUGCCCGUCUGCCCUUUCACCACGCCCGCCGCGGUUGCCAUAAUGCCAACCUGGGUGGAGCCUUCCCUCAGCGUGAUGACAGAACAGCCAGCCUUCCCGCGAAGCGACUUGACAAGGCAGGCAGACGCUGAGAUGGACUGGGGACUCAAUACCAUAGAGAAAGAAGAGAUGUACUUAGUAGUUGUGGGCGGUGUGGUCCUGGUACUGCUGCUGCUAGUGCUGGUGGUGAUCGGCAUAGUGGUGUACAACAAACACUCCGCCUCCUACUACACCAACGAGACGGACCCAGAAAACAAAGAGAAACUCAUGAAGGGCAAAAACAGCAACAACAACACAAAGAAGCCGGCCAAGACCCAGCUGGACGCCACAAUUGCUACCAUUGACGAAGUGACCGACAUUGCUGGCUCUCAAGAAGUGCUAGAAGACGACCUCACUUCUGCCCCGAACCAUGCCACUCCUCCGCCCCCACCCAACAACCUCAACUCUCCCGGCAGCCAGAUACAGCCUCCAGACCUCAAUAAGACCCACAACCACAAUCCGACAGUGAACCACAGUAUAGAAAUGAACCACAUUGCAGGCUACAACCAAAGCAUGCCUCCCGUCCCGCCCCCGCAAGAGGAUUCUUCCACUACUCCGACGCUCUAAUAGAGUGAGGGAGGGUGGUGGGGGGGAAAUGUGUGUUGAGAAAAAGGACUCAGAAACUUCCCAGGGAGAUGGUGCGGAGGGAGAAGAGAGGCAGUGCAUUAGUGCAACCAAAAUAUCAAAUUCUUCCUGACGCGGCGAGGCUGUGAGCAUUGCCAGGACGGAGCCGUGACGCGUAGUGUUGCUCUCUGGUCGGUGGUCCAUGCGAGUCUGCAUCACGAGGGGGAGGGCGGCACUAUCAACGUUCACUUUCCCAUCCACUAGACACUCAUCCUUCUUUUUACAUAUACAUCAAGCUAAACUGACCACCAGUCUAAAAAUGUCAAAACAGCACACCGGCACAAAGUCCCCUUCUAAAUAUAAACCCUCAAAAAGCUUUCCGUACUAAAAACAAAAAAAUGUCACCGGAUGCAACGCGCCACCACAACAUGUAUAUCUGUAUUCCCCUCCUCCCCAUUCACCUUCACCCAUGGGGGCUUACGGUUGCCAACAAACACCCAGCAGGACCCCAUUCUGCCUCAAACGUAAAUGGCCUUUCCCUAACCCUGUCCCGGCCCCUUCAAUCUACGCAGGGGCUUUCCUUUGUACUAUCUCAAGAGAAUUCCUUGCCCAACACCACCAUCAGGCUAUUUUCCUUCAUGUUCGACCCCGGGUGGCCGCACGGCAAAAAGUCACUUCGCAAUCAAAGGUUUCCCAACACGUAACACUCUAGAUAAAAACAACUUCCCUGUCGCAUCAACAUUUAUUGAAGUUACGCCAUAAGUUUUCGAGUCUCCCUCCCCCUCAGCCCCACCCCAGGGACCACGCCCCACUCACUCGCUGUACCUCGGACAAGACCACUGACCAGAGGUUGUCUUCCACAAGUAUAAGCUUUAGGCUCUGGGUGUGAUUUAUAAAGACGUUCAUAAGUGACCUGAAUCGUCUUGUUUUCAGUUCCUUGAUACAGAAAAUGUAUAAACCAAGGGAUGUUGUGUAAAAUAAAAGGAAAAAUAAUGCCUUUCAUAGUAAAUAAUAUAUGAGUGUCUGUUGCCGUUCCUACAGUGUUGACUAUUGUGAAAAAAUGUUUUUUUGUACAGUGCAGCAGAGACGGAGUGACUAUUUUUUCACAUUGUCGUAGUAGAGGUAGUGGUGCGAGAAAGGGGGCUGGACGCGGCUAACUGGUGUGUGCCUCACUCCCGAGGAAAGGCAGCGGGAGCAGUGGAGGAGGAGUGAAGCAAGCACCGGCAGCAGCAAGACGCCACACGUGUUUUGUAAAGGGACACCCAACCCGUCUUUUGUAAGUGUGAACGUGAGGAAAAUGCCCACGUGUGUAGAGAUGUUGGUGAUGAUAGUAAUGAUGAUAGACCAGAUGAUGAAGGGAAUGAUCAACAGUGUAUUAUUAUUAUUACAUCAUUGUUGUGCUAGUCACCCAAAUUGUUUUUAUAUAUUAUAAAUAUAUAGAUACUAUAUAUGAAAUUAUAAAUGUGAGGCUACUAAGUGGACCCAAGGAGGCCAGAGGAAGGAGAACGGGAGGACCUGGCAGAAGAAGAGGAGGAAGAGGACGACAGAGAGGAGGAGGAGGAGGAGGAGGAGGAGGAGGAGGAGGAGGAGGAGGAGGAGGAGGAGGAGGAUAUGAGAGUCAGAAGAGAACGACAAAGAAAACAGAGGAGCUCUUCCGAGAACAGGAAGAAAACAAUGGGAAGGAUAAAGCAAGAGGAGGAGGAGGAGGAGGGCGAAAACACCCCUCGUGGAUAUGGGGAAGAAAUAGUCAAUAGCUGUAAAAUAAUAGAACUCGCCAGCAAUUCUCCAGAGUGGGUGGAGCUCCGGGGCCUCUCCUUGUGCACCUCCCGGCCACUAAUUAUUACGCGUUCCUCGGAGGUUUGUGUAUUGGGAAUCAAAAGGAAGAUAAUAACUUGUACUGAAUUAUAUACACACACACACACAAAUAUAUAUAUAUAUAUAUAUAUAUAUAUAUAUAUAUAUAUAUAUAUAUAUAUAUAUAUAUAUAUAUAUAUAUAUAUAUAUAUAUAUAUAUAUAUAUAUAUAUAUAUAUAUAUAUAUAUAUAUAUAUAUAUAUAUUCCUAAUGCACUCACAUAAACAUGACGAAAUCUAUAUAUACUAGAAAACUAAAGCCUGAUUUCAUUUGAGUUGUUAUACACAUGUACAUACAAACAAACAAACAUACAUACAUACACCAUCGUGACAUAAAAAAAAAAUAUAAUUAGCAGUGUCCCAAAAUACGAGUACAGUGAAGUAUUCCUUAUAAUGCAUUCCUCCUCCUCCUCCUCCUCCUCCUCCUCCUCCUUCCUCUUCUCCCUCCUCUUUCUUUCUCUUUUCUCCUCCUACUACUCCUCUUCUUCCUCCCAUUCCUCCUCUUCCUUUUCUUCUUCCUCCCCCUCCUCCUCUUCUUCUUCCUCUUGCACAACUACCUGCAAUCUUCAUGCCCUCCUACAUAACAAGCACAUUUUCGCAUCCUCCUCCUCCUCCUCCUCCUGCAGGUCUCCCUCGUGCCCCACCCCCCCUCCGGCACUCCUGGGAUCCACACACAGAUGAAUAAAAAACAGUAAUUGUCCGUGUAAUUAAUCCUAUUCUCUCUUCAUUCCCUUUUCGGUGUAUAUAAUGGACUGUGCAUAGCUGAUCUUAAUGCUUAUUUUAAAUGUACAAAUUUUAUACUACUCAUGAAUAACAAUAAAGAGUCACUCAUGGAUA